Emys orbicularis (European pond turtle) is the source of this 2118-nucleotide messenger RNA. RefSeq names its product SREBF pathway regulator in golgi 1 (gene SPRING1). Bases 775 to 1395 code for a protein of 206 amino acids. The record is from RefSeq and is a predicted model, not a curated record. Gene Ontology annotation, biological process: positive regulation of SREBP signaling pathway. The transcript has 5 exons. Lineage: Eukaryota; Metazoa; Chordata; Testudines; Emydidae.
GCUGCAGGAAGGGGGUGAGUUAGCAGCGCAUUUUGCUUCAGCAUCAGCUGCUAGGUGGUUUUUUUUUUUUUUUUGAUUGAUCCUUUUCUGAGAAAGGAGGAGAGGUUAUUUCCCCCCGUUUGAUUUAGACAGGCCCAGGAGGCUCCUGGGAGCCCCAUCCCCUCUUUUUAGGAGCAUGCCAUGGGGGGGAGUGGGGCUAGCAACAGAGGUACGGGCUGGCGUGAUCGUUUCGUUUUUUUCCAGAGACUGGAGGGCAGGUUGGCUUGGCGAAGGUGCCCUCUCUAAAGUAGUGUGCUUGGUUAGAUUUCCUCUACUUCAUGCUACAUCGAUCUGUACAGAUAGGGAGGUGGACCUGACUGCAGCUGAGACGUCAGUUUGCUUUUUAAGGUUCCAGAGCCCGCCUGAAGUGUGUCCCCCCCUAAACAGCCCUAAUUUGCUCACACAGGAAAAGCUGUGGCUUUUUCUCUCUUGGGUUUAGUCCCAAACUCCUUGUUAGGGUUUCAGCUAUAGUGUCUAUUUUUAAAGGGUUUUUUUUUUUUUUGUGCUCUUCCAGUUCCUCCAGAGACUUCUCAGGCUGGUUCAGUGUGCAGCUGAUUAAUGCACUCCUGGAAAAAUUAGUUUACCUCUAGGGGUUCUUUUCAUUCCCCCCCUAAAUGAGCAAGUGCAGUGGCUGAAGGAGAAAUAAGAAAAAUCCAGGGAGAACCAGAACCUGGUGCAGCUAGUGCAACAAGGGGAAAAACCAACAAUUCCAGAGCAGUGUCAGUAAAGGUGUGUAUGGGAAUGGUGCACUUUGUGUCAAUGGUGUGGCGCAGGCUGCUGCGGAAGCGUUGGGUCCUGGGUAUUGUAUUUGGACUCUCCCUCAUCUAUUUCCUUACCAGUACCUUCAAACAGGAAGAGAGGACGGUACGCGAUCGGAAUCUUCUCCAAGUACAGGAACAUGAGCCCAUCGUGUGGAAGGUGCAGUUCAGCCUGGGAAAUAGCAGUCAGCGGAGUAACCAGUGCAGAAAUUCUGUCCAGGGGAAGCUAUUCAUUACGGAUGAGCUGGGCUACAUCUGUGAAAGGAAGGACGUGUUGGUGAACGGCUGUUGUAACGUCAACGUGCCUAGUGCAAAGCUCUAUAGUUGUGACAGCUGCCUGCCCAACGGUUGUUGCAGCGUGUACGAGUACUGCGUUUCCUGCUGUCUGCAGCCCAACAAGCAACUUCUCCUGGAGCGUUUCCUGAACCGGGCAGCUAUCGCUUUCCAGAACCUCUUCAUGGCAGUGGAAGAUCACUUUGAGUUGUGCUUGGCCAAGUGCAGGACUUCAUCACAGAGCGUGCAGCACGAAAACACCUACAGAGACCCCAUUGCAAAGUACUGCUAUGGCGAGCAUCCCCCUGAGCUCCUGCCUAUUUGAAAGCUGCAUAAUCUGAACUAACAUGGGGAAAACAAACUGAGGAUUGGCGCCUGGAACUGCAAGACAAGAGCUGCUUGUACAAGAGCUUAAACGCUCAUCUUGAGAUUUCCAAAGACAAACAGAGUGGUUUGCAGUCUAAGCUUGGGACUUAUUUCUUGGGAAAAUCUCUUCUAUUUAGACGGAAGAACAUGAUAGACCUGCCAUGGAUGGGUGGGAAGGAAUCCUUUGAAUGGUUAAUCUAAUUGAAGAGCUACCAUUUAGGAUACACGCAAUGGAUUUAGUCUGUAGAUCAGCAUAGAAAAGGGCAUAAUACAGCCUUUCAUCUCUACAUAGAAGUUAAAUUAUAUCCCCAAAAAACAUGGACUUUAGACCGACUGGUGUAGAUAUGAAGAGGGAUUUUUUGUGCUUAAAAGGUAAAUAAUGCCUAGGGAGCUUAUCUCCUGGAGGACUUUUCAGCAUCCACGGUGCAGACUUUAUAUGUAACUAUGAAUUAUUUAUUUGGUUUAUAUGGAAUAGCUGAAAGUAUUGAUGUUUCUUGUAGCCAUUCGCUGACUCCUUCCAAUCCAUAGAUUAUCCUGGAGAAAGGUCAUCCUUCAUCUUGACCAGAAUAACUCAUCUCUCUCUUCGGUCAGGGUUUGUUUGUUUUUCACUGGGGCCCAUCACCAUAGUAUUUGUGUGCCAGUUUAAACUGGCAUAGCAAAGUCACCUCUGGAAUUCAUGGAG